Molecule: messenger RNA, 990 nt
Organism: Closterium sp. NIES-65
Lineage: Eukaryota; Viridiplantae; Streptophyta; Zygnematophyceae; Desmidiales; Closteriaceae
Source: the annotation of a GenBank genome assembly
AUGGGUCGACCAAGCCCCAGAUCUUUGCUCAUCGCCCAUGUCGCCGACGUCGCCCUUGUCGCCGUGUUCGGGACCGUGCGGCGCUGCAACGAGUGGCUCACAGGCGCGCGCUUUCGCGUGCAGACGAUCUCAAAGGACAGGCUUAGAAGCGAGGCGGAGCGGGAGGAGUUGCGGCGGGAAGUUGCGCUGAUGCAGCAGGUUGGCGCAAGCGGAGCGGGGGAGGCGCAGGGAAUGGCGCAUCCCGGGGUGGUACAGUUGUGCGGAGUUUUCGAGGACGAGCAUUCAGUGCAUUUAGUCAUGGAUCUGUGCGAAGGCGGCGAACUGUUUGACGAAGUCGUGCGACGCGGGCGACUGAGCGAACACGACGAUGCAAACGUGUUCGCGCAGGUCGCAUCGGCAGUCGCACACUGCCACACGCGAGGCGUCUUCCACCGCGAUCUCAAGCCCGAAAACAUCUUGCUCACGCACGACCCCUCCGCACCGUUCCCCACCGCACCGCUAACCACAAAACUCGCGGAUUUCGGCCUCGCGGUUCCCCUGCAAUCAGGCGAUCGCGCAAAGGGCGUCGCGGGAUCUCCGUUCUACAUGGCGCCUGAAGUUCUCCUCGGCGAAUACGCUUUAGAAGCCGACGUCUGGUCCCUGGGCGUAAUCCUGUACAUCUUGCUCUGCGGCGCGUCGCCUUUCUGGGGCCCGAAGGAUAAAGAUGUGUUUGUGGAGGUGCUUAAAGGUGUAGUGGAUUUUAGUGGCGAGGAGUGGGCGGGAGUGUCGGAGGAAGCAAAGCGGCUCAUGCUGUGCCUGCUGCAGAGGGAUCCCCAGCGACGCCCCACUGCCGCGCAGAUUCUUUCCCAUCCCUGGAUCCUCCGGCAUCGCCAAACCAGCGUGGUAGGUUCAGAGACAGGCUCAGUAGCAGGUUCGGGUUACCCGUUGGCUCUGGGUGUAGGUUCGGAUUUGAGGGCAGGCGUGGAAGCAGCUUCUGCGAUGGUGGUGUGA